Paramuricea clavata is the source of this 361-nucleotide messenger RNA. NCBI's taxonomy places the organism in Eukaryota, Metazoa, Cnidaria, Anthozoa, Malacalcyonacea, Plexauridae. The record is from the annotation of a GenBank genome assembly.
AUGGAGUUUAAUUCGACCAAGUGUAAAGUGAUGUGCAUUACAACUAAAAAGAAUAUCAUAAAGAAACAGUAUAUGUUCUGUGGCCAAAUACUGGAAGAAGUCGAAAGCCAUCCAUAUCUCGGGGUGAUGUUUGAUAAUAAAAUGAAAUGGUCAUCUCAUAUAUCUAACACCACUCGGAAGGCAAAUGUCGUAUUACAUGUUAUCAAGCGGAACCUAUGGAAUUGUCCAAGAGAUGUCAAGGAAGUUGCUUAUAAAAGUCUUGUAAGACCAACGCUUAAAUAUGCGUCUACAGCAUGGGACCCUUACUAUAAGAAAGAUGUUGCUGCUGUUGAAAGAGUUCAGAGAUCAGCGACACGAUUCU